Camponotus floridanus (Florida carpenter ant) is the source of this 1084-nucleotide messenger RNA. It is a transcript of the gene CPR6, whose product is annotated as cuticle protein 7. The transcript is spliced from 3 exons. Bases 92 to 637 code for a protein of 181 amino acids. NCBI's taxonomy places the organism in Eukaryota, Metazoa, Arthropoda, Insecta, Hymenoptera, Formicidae. Gene Ontology annotation, cellular component: extracellular matrix. The record is from RefSeq and is a predicted model, not a curated record.
AUCGUCUGGGAAUAAUGCUAUCAGUGACUUCGCGACUCGACGGUCUCGCAUAUAGUAAAACGUGGUGUAAGCGGAAACGUGGAAACACAUCAUGCUGAAGACGGUGUCUAUCCUCUGCGCCGCGUUGGCGUGCGCUAACGCGGUUGUUCUCAGCGGUUACAACGGCCAUGGCCUCUCCUACAGCGAUUACAGCGAUAUCGCCGAUGAAUACGUAGGAUCCACUGCAUACAAAGUUCUGCCGACAGUCGCCGUCCCGGUGCACUCGGUGUCCGCUGCGCCCUUGCACGUGGAUGCAUCCCUGGACCACGAAUUGCACGACUAUAAACACGUCGAGCAGGAGCAUGACUACUACUCGCAUCCGAGAUACACGUUCAAUUAUGGAGUGCACGAUCCUCACACCGGUGAUGUGAAGACGCAGCACGAGGUGCGAGACGGCGAUGUCGUUCAUGGCUCGUACAGCGUCAACGAGCCUGACGGAAGUGUGCGUAUCGUCGAGUAUACGGCGGAUGAUCACAAUGGGUUUAACGCCAUCGUGAAGAAGGUGGGACCGGCGAUUCACCCGGUGAAGCCGGUGCCGAUUGUCAAGUACGUCUCGCCCGCGCACUACAACAGCUACGACUACGAGAAGCAUUAUUAACGGCUCGGCCACUGUAACGUGUAAAUAGCGUCGAAUCGGGCGUUUCGCUGAGGAACAUUAGCCGAUAACCAGUCUGCUAGUCAAUGCGACAGCGAACUACGUUCAAUUGGGCUACGUUUAAUUGGUUGAAUAUUGUGAUUCACGAUAGCAAAGAAAAAGAAAAAAAAAAUGAACAUUUGGGUUCGUCUAUUCUUAAAUAUAAAGAUAGUUUCUAAAGGGAUCGUCUAGGAUUACGUUUCUAAUCAACUGCGAGUUCUCUACAUAGUUAAUAAUUGAGAUUACACUGAAAAAUAUCAACCCCUCUGCUGCAUUUCAUCUUGUCUUGUGUCGAAAUAAAUGUAUCCUGUCUUAAUUUUAUUACUCGAUGCUCUAUUUCAAGAGGCGUCUAAUUGCUUAACUUAGGCCAACACGAGUAAUCCGAUUAUUUCCAUGGAUAACAGAAAUGUA